Messenger RNA from Dermochelys coriacea (leatherback sea turtle), 2515 nucleotides. RefSeq names its product endoplasmic reticulum protein 27 (gene ERP27). The transcript is spliced from 6 exons. Gene Ontology annotation, biological process: response to endoplasmic reticulum stress; protein folding. NCBI's taxonomy places the organism in Eukaryota, Metazoa, Chordata, Testudines, Dermochelyidae. The coding region runs from base 851 to 1582 and encodes 243 amino acids. The record is from RefSeq and is a predicted model, not a curated record. Gene Ontology annotation, cellular component: endoplasmic reticulum.
UUGGCAAUGGUGCAGUGGGAGGACGAGACCCUCUAGGACUUAGUGCACAGAGAAGGGAAAUAGCUUCCCUGGUACAAGCAGGGGGUAGUCUCAUUGGGUUGGGGUGCAGAGUACUGGGGAGGAGUGCCCAGGACUCAGAAGAAAGGAAAGGGGCAUCUGGAGCUGCUCCCUGGUGCCAGCGUGGGGUACUCUUACCACCUGUGCCCCUACAGAGAGCACAGCAUGGAAAUGUCUCUGUGGGAGCAGCUGGGAUUGCUGCUCUCUCCAGUUGGUCUCAGUGCAGAGAAGUCAGGGACAGAUUGUUUGUUCGGUAUCAGUGAGGCACUGGGACCCUGUCUUUCUGUCAGACUUUUAUCUCCGAAGUUGAAGGUUUCACCAGUGCCAGGUGCUUAGUUCCCACACUGUUGGGAGAACCACGCCUGACCAAGAAACCACUGACGUGUCACCUUUCCAGGCAGAGUCCAAAGCAGAGCCCAUAGCAAGGAGAGGAGACAUCAGGAUAAUGGUGACCUCUGCCUUGUGGUGUCUUUUUUUUUCCCUCCUCACUUGGGGCUGCCCAUCAGGAUGUGCUGAGGAGAGCCCUGCGCCCCACGGUAAGAAAGUGACCCUGUGGUCAGGCCAGAAAACGAAUGGGAUGGGUGAGAGAGCCACUGGGGUCAGCUGUACAGUGGAUGAAGGGAUGUGAGCUGUGAGUCCCCUCACAGAGGUUUGUCAGUAUCUAGAGGGGGGAGAGAUCUGCCGAGAUCAGCAUGCAUAGAGUGUGCGCGUGUGUGGUAGUGGUGUGUGUGUGUGUGGAUUCUUAGCUCUGGGCUGCUCUCCAUGCCUGAUGUGAUUCUGACAUUUCCUCCUCAUGCUCUCUCCAGACGUCACUGGAGAUGCAAAGAAACCUGUGCUUUUGAGAAAUAUUGCAGCCACAACUGUCUUCAUCAGUGCUGCUGAGGUGGCCGUCAUUGGAUUCUUCCAGGAAUUAGAGAGGCCAGAAGUUUCGAACUUCCACACUGUUGUAGGAAAAAUCCAGGAGGUGCCGUUUGGACUCAGCAUCAACCCUGAGGUCCUGUCUCAUUAUAACAUCACGAGCAAUACCAUCUCCAUCUUUCGCAUGGUGGAUGACAAACGUCAAGAUUUGGAAAUCACCGAUGGCAAAAAAAUUGAUGCCACCAAGAUGAGCCGUUUCAUUCGGAUCAAUGAGCUGCGACUGGUGACAGAGUACAACCCUGUGACGGCAAUAGGUUUGUUCAACAGUACAGUCCAGACCCACCUCCUCCUCUUCACAGACAAGACCUCCCAGGACCAUACAGAGCGAGUAUGCAGGUACCGGGAGGCAGCGGAACUCUUCCGAGGAAAGAUUCUUUUCAUCCUGGUGGACAGCAAUGUGAAGGGCAAUGAACGUGUGAUAUCAUUCUUCAACUUGAAGAAGUCCCAGCUGCCAGCUCUGGCUAUAUUCCACACGCCAGAUGAGGAGCAGGAUGUGCUGCCCCUUGGUGAGGUCACAGUGGAACAUGUGCGAGACUUCUGCAAUGGCUUCUUAGAGAGAAAGCAAAGGAAAGAAGAUCCCAGCCCAGAGGAGAAGACAGAGCUCUGACUCCCAUCUCAAUCACCAGAUAAAAUACUGUGCCUCUCCCCAGUGCCACCUGCACUCAGUAUAAGAAGAGUUCACUGUGCCCAACAUCUCUGGAGGCCCUGAGACAAUAGGAAUAUGAGGCCAAGUCAACUAUGAUCAACCCUUCUCCAUUCCAUAUGCAUAUAUGCUAUUUCUCCUCUCUAGGUAUCUCUCUUUCCUUCUCAAUUGCCAGUUCCAUCCUCUCUCAUCUUAAUGCCCCAGGAACCAUGGCACUGUACUGCAUUGGUCCUUCUGGGUUCCCACUGCCUGUUGCCAUAUAUGAGAGCAAGAGGCAAUAUGAUGAAACCGCCGUGUCAAAAACAUGCCUUGCAGAAAGUUUAUGCAGAGAUUGGCAGGUCUGUUUCCCUGAUAAUUCUGUCUCUGCCCCCUUAAUACAUGGUUCUCUCCCCCCAUCUGGCACUGGUACCAUGUUGGGGUUCCCUUACACAUCUCUCUGGGUCUAGAAGCUGAUUUGUUGCCUGAGGUCACAUGACCUAUAACAUUACAUUUUACUAAAUAAAGCAGAAAGUGAAUUCUCUGAAUUUGUGUGAUUAUUUUUCUUUAAUUUAAGUAAUAAGCCUAAAUAUCUCUAAAAGAGCAGGUUCAAGUCUCUCUUUUGGCUGAAUUUAAAUAACCUUGCUGUAUCUAACUAAUCAGAUUACUCAUUAAAUGAUGUUCCUCAACCUAUAUUUGGAGUGCCCUAUGUUUGACUUAGAUUUUUAUGGUUAGACUGAGGGCUUCUAUGUGGAGGUCUAGGGCUGGAAUUGCACUUGAUACUACAGGGGUGGGAUUGACAUAUGUUGGCACAGCUGCCAGGGAGUGCAGAAUUGGAAAAGCAAGAAGUGCUGCUAGUUUGGAUUAAGGUACAAAGGCAGAACUGUGUGGGAACCAAAGACUAUAAUGGAAUGAUGUGUU